This is a messenger RNA of Batrachochytrium dendrobatidis JAM81, 306 nucleotides long. Its product is annotated as cytoplasmic dynein light chain 2. The record is from RefSeq and is a predicted model, not a curated record. Lineage: Eukaryota; Fungi; Chytridiomycota; Chytridiomycetes; Rhizophydiales. Bases 1 to 306 code for a protein of 101 amino acids. Gene Ontology annotation, molecular function: dynein intermediate chain binding. Gene Ontology annotation, biological process: microtubule-based process. Gene Ontology annotation, cellular component: cytoplasmic dynein complex. The transcript has 2 exons.
AUGUCUGACAGAAAGGCUGUCAUCAAGAAUGCCGACAUGAGCGAAGAAAUGCAGCAAGAUGCUGUCGACUGUGCUACUCAGGCAAUGGAAAAGUACAACAUUGAAAAGGAUAUUGCUGCUUUUAUCAAACGUGAGUUUGACAAAAAAUACAACCCCACAUGGCACUGUAUUGUUGGUCGAAACUUUGGCUCAUAUGUUACACAUGAAACAAAGCAUUUCAUCUAUUUUUACUUGGGUCAAAUUGCAAUUCUACUAUUCAAGGUAAGUUUAUUCAAGUGUGCUUUAUGGCUCAAUCUAUUUUGCUAA